Molecule: messenger RNA, 985 nt
Organism: Alosa alosa (allis shad)
Lineage: Eukaryota; Metazoa; Chordata; Actinopteri; Clupeiformes; Clupeidae
Exons: 9
Coding region: 32-673 (213 amino acids)
Source: RefSeq, a predicted model, not a curated record
ACACGCAUGCUAAGGCAGUCUUCCAGGCUGAAUGAUAUUACUGACGAGUAGCAAGAUACUGGUGAGAAAUGGAGUCCAGACAACUGAAAAGAGAUAUCGAAGCAUUACUAAACUCAGAGAAAAUGGAUUUGAUCCCAAAGGGAAAGGAGCCUCUUCAAUGUUGGAUGAUCUUGCCCAUUAUGACUUGGCAAUUAGCGUGGCACUUUGGUGGUUGAAUAAAGAGGAUGGCAAAGACCUCAUGGAAAAUUUUGUCAUAAGCCCUGGACACAUACAGUACCCUAACCGAGCGGAGCGAGAAGCUAUGAUCCUGUCCUCCUUUGCCGGGUUGAUCUUAAAUAGCUUGCCAGUGGAGGACAUUCUUUGUCUGUACAACUGCAAGCCGUCUGCCUCUUACGCUCAUAAUCAGACUAAGAGUGCUAUCAUCCACCCCUUUGCCUUGUCUUACCAUCCAUUUGCCAUGCUUGGCUCCUAUAAGGCAGUGGAUCGCUCACGCAAGCACAAUGAGAGGCUAAAACGCUGGAAGUCCAUACACUGUAAGGCUGCCACCACUGCAAGACAACCCGUGCUCCCUUCGCCAUCAAGGUCCUCCGCUUCAUCUUUCUCGGACAGUGGAGACUCCUUGACUGAGAAGACAGAGCAUUAUGAGGGAUCACAAGAAUCCCUGCAAGACUGAAAUCAGAGCAUGAAAUUCACAGCAAUACAGGAUACAAAAUCCUAAUGAGAUACUUGCAUGAGAAUUCUGCUGCAGGGCAUUUUCCAUGAUAGCAUCAGUCUUUGUUGUCUUUGUAUUGGUUCAUACUAGACAUGGAGAUGUGUGCACUUCAGUAUGCAGUUCAGACAACACUUUUGUUUCUUUACAUCUUGGAGUGAAAUAUACGAUCUUGCGAUUAUACUUUUUUCCCCUUCCUCUUCUGUUUCUUCCUUUUAGGUCCUUGUACAUCAGUGGCUCUGUUAGAUUCUCUUUCAUGGGGUGUCCAUUAAUUCA